CUGCAUCCUGUCACUGCGCGAGACACAGACCGAUCGCUCAUAUGUGAAGAAGCAGCGUUUCUGAAUUAUCCACAAAUAAACCGCAGUGGAAACUGUAUUACACCCUGACAGGUGUGGCCAACCAGUGAACUAAUUUAAAAGCCCAAAGGCCUCUCUAUGGUUCCUAGUCACUCUCUGAUCAUGGGGAAUGGUUCGAUCAAAGCUCCUCGACUAGAGGAGACGUGCCUGGCCUCCAGUAUAAAAGAGGCCCCUGUCUGGGAAUCUGUGGAGCCCCUGAAGAUGAGGAUCGCCCAUCUGGAGGAAGAGUUGGCACGGAGGGACCAGGAGUUCCGUGCACAGGAGAAGCGGUUACAUAGCCUUCAAAGAGAACUAGAGGCAAAAGUGUCCCAGAUUGAUAAGCUCCAGGAUGCAAUCGGGUAUAACAGCCUUGGGCGCUCACCACCGGCACCACUGAGGCACAGCCGCAGACUUCUGAGUGUGAUCAACCAGGGCUCUACACGCUUUCACAGAGUGGCUGUGGAGGUGCAUCGACGCCUUAAAGCUAAGGAGGGCGUUUCAGCUGAACCUACAUCGAGGCACUUCUGUCACGACCACAGGGUUCAUCACAUCUCCACAGAGAGAUCUCGCAUCCGCAAAGACUCCAGCAUUAAGAAACUCAUCAAUGAAGCCAUCAUGAACAAUGAUUUUCUGAAGAAGCUGGAGCCUCAGCACACUCGAGAGAUGGUGGACUGCAUGUACGAGAAAAUCUACGCUGCUGAGCAGCUAGUUAUUCAGGAGGGAGAGCCGGGGAACUACCUCUAUGUGCUUGCUGAGGGUUUAUUAGAGGUCAUUCAAAAUGGAAAGCUCCUGGGUCAGAUGCGUCCUGGGACGGCCUUUGGAGAGUUGGCCAUUCUCUAUAACUGUAAAAGAACAGCCACAGUCAAAGCUGUGACUCAGUCCCACAUCUGGGCUCUGGACCGGCAGACGUUCCAGACUAUCAUGAUGAGAUCCACUCAAGCCAGACAUGAGGAAUACUUCAGCUUCCUCCGCAGUGUGUCUUUGUUGAAAGAUCUACCAGAGGAGAAACUUGCCAAAAUAAUUGACUGUCUUGAAAUUGAUUAUUUUGACAAAGGAGAGUACAUUAUUCGUGAGGGCGAGGAAGGAAACACUUUCUUUAUCAUAGCUAAAGGAGAGGUGUCUGUAACACAGACUACAGAGGGCUUUUCUGAACCGCAGGAGAUUAAGACUCUUGGAGUGGGUGAUUACUUUGGGGAAAAGGCUCUCAUAAGUGAGGAUGUCCGCUCGGCUAAUAUCAUUGCAAAGGAAAAUGACACACAGUGUUUGGUGGUGGAUAGAGAUAACUUCAAUCAGAUGGUGGGAACCUACGAGGAGCUACAAGCCUAUCUGAGGGAGUAUGUGGAGCAGCUCUCUCUGAGUGAUGAGAGGAGGAAUGCCAUGCCUCAGUCGCCUCUUUACGAACGCUCUCCUGAGGCAGCGGAGCUCAGGAGGCUGAAGGAGAAGGCAUCUGGUUUGUCCAGUAACUCCUUCCUGAAAGAACUUCAAGUAGUGGCCACACUAGGGAUGGGAGGCUUUGGACGAGUGGAGCUGGUCAAGCUUAAAGAUUCAGAAGAUACUGCGUUUGCUUUAAAGUGUAUUAAGAAAAAGCACAUUGUGGACACCAGGCAGCAGGAGCACAUCUAUUCAGAAAAGGACAUCCUCCAACAGACCAAUUCUAACUUUAUUGUCAGGUUGUUCCGAACAUUCCGGGAUGAUAAGUACGUUUAUAUGCUGCUUGAGGUUUGCUUGGGAGGAGAGCUGUGGAGCGUGCUAAGGGACAUGAGUUUCUUUGAUGAGCACACUGCCCGUUUCUGUACUGGAUGUGUGCUGGAAGCUUUUGAUUACCUGCACGGCAGAGGCAUCGUGUACCGAGACCUGAAGCCAGAGAAUCUUCUUCUGGAUGGAGAUGGCUAUGUCAAGAUGACUGAUUUUGGCUUUGCCAAAAAGAUCGGACUAGGUAAGAAGACUUGGACGUUCUGCGGCACUCCUGAGUAUGUGGCUCCUGAGGUCAUCAUGAAUAAGGGUCAUGACUUUGGAGCUGACUGCUGGUCCAUGGGCAUCCUCAUCUUUGAGCUCCUAAUCGGCAGCCCUCCAUUCACAGGCUCUGAUCCGAUCAGGAUCUACACUAUGGUUCUUCAUGGGAUAGAGAAGGUGGACAUUCCCAAGAGGAUCAGUAAGCGUCCAGAGGAUCUCAUACGGAGACUUUGCAAACUCAAUCCAGCAGAACGGCUUGGGAAUAAAAAGAAUGGCAUCAAUGACAUCAAGAAACACAAGUGGUUUCAAGGCUUCAACUGGGAGGGACUCAGACGGCGGAAGCUGAUGUCUCCUCUGAGGAGAGAGCUGAAAGGGCCUCUGGAUCACAGCCAUUUCGACAUGUUUCCCCCUGAGCUUGAAGAACCUCCAGAUGAAUUCUCUGGCUGGGAUAAAGACUUCUAAAAACAAGCUGUUUCUAUGAGCCUGUUCUGCAGAGCAUCGCUGUGCUCUCAACUAACUAUUUUCAGACCGCUUCACUGACCAGUUUGCCUUUAUAAAUGAACAAAAGCUCAAAGAAGAUCUCACAUAAAGUGAUGGUGGACAGCGUCUGGAGAAGUCUCAGUAUUACCUCGAUGUGCUUUCUGGAGCAUUGUGCAACCUACUGACUUGUUCAGAUGGACAGGAAUCUUGUUAAAUCUCAUUUUGCGAAGUGAAAGGUUAUUGCAGUGAUAUCUCAUUAUAUAGAUAUAUCACUGACGCCUUAAAUUUGUCUAUUUGUGAUGUUUAAACUUCAUUUUUUAAGACCUAAUAUGUCAUUAAAUCCCUGACAGAUCAGUCAGAUGUGUUUGAAUAUGAUUUAUUUUGUACUCAUUCAGGUGUUCCAGCUGGCAAUUUUAGUGCACAAAUCAUAUUUUAAGAAGCUGCUUUUAUACUCAGUCCCGAUCAUUAUAUAAUCAGUCUGAGUUUGUUUUCUUCUUGAAAUUUUGUUGUAGAGUUGGAUAUGGCUUAAAACAUAGUGUUUUCAAGAAAGAAAGUGGAUGUAACAAAUUACCAUAAUCAUGGACAGCAUGUUUUGGAAACUCAAAUUCUUCCCUUUGUUUGAAAAAAGGUUUUGAUUAUGAAACAAAUUCAUUUGGCUGAUGUUGGAUGUUCUUAAUCUCUGUUUUCACUGGAGUAAAGCACAGAAAAAAACAUGGGGGAAAAAUUCAUACAAUAAACACAGGUGGGCCUUAUUAUUUUACAAUAUAGUUACUUUAUUUUGAUGGAAACGCUGUUUCUUUAAAUGCUAACUUUAUAAUACUAACAAUACUUAAUGUACAGAUGUAAGUCAUUUAUUUUAUGUUGUACUUAUUGUGGUUUAUCUAAAUUAGUGUAUUUCACUAAUGAGAAAAACAACACUGUCAUCUAUUGGUUAAAAUCUGCAAUCACAAGCACUAGCAUUGUCAUUAAAUAUUUUUUGGAACAGUAUUAAUAUUUAUUAUAAUAAUACACUAAUAUUCAUUGCAGUAUUCAAAUUAUUACAAUUUAUUAAAAAAAAAAAAAGAAGAAGAAGAAAAACAACAUUUAAAUGUGCCAAUGCUUGUUCUAAACUCCAAAUUCAUAAACUCAUAUGACCAUGGCUGCGUCCGAAAUCGCAUACACUCUUGAGUAGGUACUUAUUUUGAACAAAUAAUUACUUCACGACCACUAAAAAGUACCUUUUAUAUAGUAUGAAUGUGUGUAGCAUGAAAGUAAUCUGGACGUACUUCGCCACACUGUCAUUAUCAUGUGACCUA
Ctenopharyngodon idella (grass carp) is the source of this 3785-nucleotide messenger RNA. RefSeq names its product cGMP-dependent protein kinase 2. The transcript is spliced from 19 exons. Gene Ontology annotation, biological process: protein phosphorylation. The record is from RefSeq and is a predicted model, not a curated record. Gene Ontology annotation, molecular function: cGMP-dependent protein kinase activity; ATP binding. The coding region runs from base 157 to 2472 and encodes 771 amino acids. NCBI's taxonomy places the organism in Eukaryota, Metazoa, Chordata, Actinopteri, Cypriniformes, Xenocyprididae.